CUUCUUAAACAUGUGAUGGAGCAUGUUUCUAAAACAAGUUCCACGAUUUUAAGCUCUUUAUUGCCUCAUCAUUCUGCAUUAGCUGUGCUCAUCUUUUGCACCUUUAUUGAUCUAAAUUUCUCUGUGGACAACUGAAAAUGGACAACCAAAACAUUUUAGUCCCGCCUCUCCAAACGGUCAAGCUUUUCUUCAUGGCAAAAUGGAGUUUCCAGUACUAGGAUGUUCUAGUCAUUUUCUUCUGGAAUGCCAAGGAGAAGAAAGGUCAGAGGGAGCUGAGGAGGAGUAUCAAUCAAAAUGAAUAAAUAAGGAAAUACAAAAAAGUUUGCCAUAUGAAUAAUCUUUAAGGAUCAAUUAACUGAUUCUAAUUCCAUAAAAAACUCUUGGCUUUCCCUUAUCCCCUCCAAAAUCUUUAAAACUUUGAUCCCUUCUUAUUUAAGAAUUGCCAAGUAUGUAUGUUACAACUUACAAUUUCAUUUCCACUACACUUUUUUUUUCUUUGUUUAGUCAUUUUCUUAACUCAAGUUUUCUCAUCCCUUUUCUCCAUCAAGAUGUUGCUUCCAUGGUGUUCAUGUUUAUAUUUUGCUCUCUUGCUGUGCAGUUUUCAAUUAGGAUUUGCCAAUGAAAACUUCCUAAAAUAUGGUAAGGGGUCUAAUCCUCACAGAAAGACACUGCCUUACAGAACACUCCUUAUUGAUAAGUCAGGCCAUGGGAAUUUUUCUAGUAUACAAUCUGCCAUUGAUUCGAUGCCAUCAGACAAUAAGAACUGGGUUUGUAUCCACGUAAGGGCUGGAACAUAUAGGGAGAAGGUUAAGAUCCCUUACAACAAACCAUAUAUCAUUCUCAGAGGAGAGGGGAAAAGAAGGACAAAGAUUGUUUGGGAUGAUCAUUUUUCAACAGCACAGAGCCCCACUUUUGUUUCUUUAGCAGAUAAUAUUGUAGUCAGAAGCAUUACCUUUGUAAACUCCUAUAAUUUUCCACAUGAUAACAACCCAAGAUUGCCAGCAGUAGCUGCUAUGAUAACCGGGGACAAGACUGCAUUUUACCAAUGUGGGUUUGCAGGGGUGCAAGACACACUGUGGGAUGAGGCUGGCAGGCAUUACUUCAAGCGUUGCACCAUUCAGGGUGCUGUUGAUUUUAUCUUUGGAAGUGGCCAAUCUAUUUAUGAGGGUUGCUCCAUUCAAGUACUUGAAGGAGGGUUCAUCACAGCACAAGGAAGAACGAAUCCCAGUGAUGCAAAUGGGUUUGUGUUCAAGGGGUGCAAUGUGUUUGGCAAAUCUUCAGUUUACUUGGGAAGGCCAUGGAGAGGUUAUUCUAGGGUCUUAUUUUACAAGUCAAAUUUUUCAAAUAUUGUAGAUCCCGAAGGAUGGAAUGCUUGGAACUUUGUUGGCCAUGAGAACCAUAUAACAUUUGCUGAGUAUGGCAACUUUGGGCCAGGAGCUGAGAUUUCAAAGAGGGUUAGCUGGGCAAAUAAGCUGAGCCCUCAAUCCUUGGAAGAAUUAACCAGCAUGUCUUUCAUUAAUGCUGAAAACUGGAUCGAAAAACAACCUAUUUAGAUGCAAGCAGAUAUCUUGUGUCAUACAAGUCCCUCGAAGUCGUUUUUUAGAUAACUUUUCAGGCAAACUAUAUGUUUAUUUUCCAUUUUCCAUGAAUGAAUGCAAGCUCGUUUUAUCAGAUGAUGAAGCAGUGGAGUGCACAAAGCCAUAAAAACCCUUGGAUCCAUCAUGUACACCAUUUGUGGAAAAGGUCCCGAGAAUGAAGAGUCCUUGAUGUUGCGGAUCCUACUUCCUACGCUGAUAUAGACUAGUACAAAACCUGUGCAGCAGAUGAUGCAUUGGGUUCAAUAGGCCUGCAGAAACAUGCAACCUCGAGUAAAAGUGCACCAGAAGCUUGAAGUUGAAAUGCGAAGAUUUUACUUAUUUCAUUACAAACAAAUGGAUGGUUAAUCUUCAUAUGAGUAGGUCAAUAGUGUUGUAUAUUCUUGCAGGUGCAUUCAGCAUUAUGUAGUCCAGUAUGCCUCUUCGCACAAGUUCCUGAUCCACCACCGAUUUCAUUAUCAAACAGAAAAAUCAAUUCUGGAUAACUCAUUUGCCAUGCUGAACUCGAAGCAUCAAUGUAACUGGGAAAUGGGAUAAACCAUUGAAUCUCUGUUAUGAUUGCUAGAUCAGACUCAUAAUUUCACAUGGAAA
Molecule: messenger RNA, 2186 nt
Organism: Populus trichocarpa (black cottonwood)
Lineage: Eukaryota; Viridiplantae; Streptophyta; Magnoliopsida; Malpighiales; Salicaceae
Product: probable pectinesterase 29
Exons: 5
Coding region: 453-1553 (366 amino acids)
Biological process (GO): cell wall modification
Molecular function (GO): pectinesterase activity
Source: RefSeq, a predicted model, not a curated record